AUGCGGAUGCCGCAUCAUAUCAUUGAGGCUCGUCGUUAUGAUUCCCGUACUACCAUUUUCUCGCCGGAAGGCCGAUUGUACCAGGUUGAGUAUGCGAUGGAAGCCAUUUCACACGCCGGUACAUCGCUAGGCAUUCUGGCGAAGGAUGGUAUAUUGUUGGCGGCGGAGCGUCGCAACACAAACAAGCUGUUGGACAAUGUAAUCUUCUCCGAGAAGAUUUACAAGCUGAACGAAGAUAUGGUGUGUUCAGUGGCCGGCAUUACUUCCGAUGCGAAUGUCCUUACCAACCUCCUCCGGGUCAUCGCCCAGCGAUACCAACUGAACUACGGGGAGGCUAUGCCCUGCGAACAGCUUGUCUCUCACUUGUGUGAUGUGAAACAGGCAUACACGCAGUAUGGUGGCAAGCGGCCUUUCGGUGUUUCCAUCCUGUACAUGGGAUGGGAUAAGCAUUACGGAUACCAGCUGUACCAGUCGGAUCCCAGCGGAAACUAUGGUGGAUGGAAAGCCACUUGUAUCGGGAACAAUUCAGCGGCCGCUGUUUCCGCUCUAAAGCAGGAACUGAGCGAUAGCGAUAUCAGUCUAACGCAAGCACAGGAUUUGGCUGUGAAAGUACUGUCCAAAACGCUGGACAUGACCAAGCUUACAUCAGAAAAGAUUGAAAUGGCUGUUCUUACGCGUGAAAAUAAUAAGACGGUCAUAAAAAUUUUGUCCAGCACAGAGGUCGACGGAUUAAUCGCAAAGUACGAGAAGGCAGAGGCUGAAGCAGAAGCAGCCAAGAAGGAAAAACUUGGUCAAACAUCAAAAUAA
Messenger RNA from Anopheles marshallii, 807 nucleotides. RefSeq names its product proteasome subunit alpha type-4 (gene Prosalpha3). NCBI's taxonomy places the organism in Eukaryota, Metazoa, Arthropoda, Insecta, Diptera, Culicidae. Bases 1 to 807 code for a protein of 268 amino acids. The record is from RefSeq and is a predicted model, not a curated record. Gene Ontology annotation, biological process: ubiquitin-dependent protein catabolic process. Gene Ontology annotation, cellular component: nucleus; cytosol; proteasome core complex, alpha-subunit complex. The transcript has 5 exons.